Danio rerio (zebrafish) is the source of this 4827-nucleotide messenger RNA. Lineage: Eukaryota; Metazoa; Chordata; Actinopteri; Cypriniformes; Danionidae. The record is from RefSeq and is a predicted model, not a curated record.
GAGGUCACGUUACGUAUUCCACGUCACGGAAGUCACAGACAUGAUCCAUUUGCUCCCCAAACCGAGCGGAAAACUCGGGGUUUCGGCCUUGUAAUGUUUUGGUACUUCACGGGAUACAGACUCGGGACUGCGUUGGUCUAAAAAAGAGCCGAACUCUCUCGAGCUCGGAGGCGCUGGGUCAGUGGGCGAGCCUGCUGCUCGGUUUGCAGGCUAGCCCGCUAGUUCAGUAGCCGCAGCUGCCUUGGCGACGAGCUGAGUAACUAAUCUAGAGACAGCCAUCGAGGCAGCCCGCAGUUAUUUCACUUUUCGCUCCCCUUUUAUUGCAUAGCCAUGGCAACUCGGCGACUGACCGAUGCCUUCUUAUUAAUGCGGAACAAUGCAAUCCAAAACCGGCAGAUUUUGGCUGAGCAAGUGAGUACAUACGACCCCCGUCGUACUCUGAAUACACGUAGCAAUGCUGCGGAGUUUGAUGAGUUGGCAGAUGACCGUAUGGCCCUGGUGUCGGGUAUUAGUUUGGAUCCAGAGGCUGCUAUCGGUGUCACAAAGAGACUCCCGCCUAAAUGGGUGGAGGGAGUGGAUGAGAUUCAGUAUGAAAUCACACGUAUUCGUCAAAAGAUGAAGGAGCUGGCCAGUCUGCACGAUAAACACAUGAACCGGCCCACGCUGGAUGACAGCAGUGAAGAGGAGCAUGCCAUCGAGAUCACUACACAGGAAAUCACACAGAUGUUUCACAGGUGCCAGCGGGCCGUGACGGGACUGCAGACUCAGAGUUAUCACUGUACAGAGCAAGAGAACAGGCUGUUGACUAAUGUGGUCUCCUCAUUGGCUCAGAGCCUUCAAGAGCUGUCGCUCAACUUCAGACACACCCAGUCCGGAUACCUGAAGCGUAUGAAGAACCGUGAAGAAAGAUCCAAGCACUUUUUUGACUCCGGUCCACUUGUGGAGGAGGAUGAAGAUAUCGCACUAUAUGACAGAGGAUUUACAGAUGACCAACUCGUGCUGGUUCAACAGAACACGGUGAUGGUGGAGGAGCGGGAGAGAGAAAUUCGACAAAUUGUUCAAUCCAUUUCUGACCUUAACGAGAUCUUCAGAGAUCUUGCCGGAAUGGUUGUUGAACAGGGUACAGUCCUUGACAGAAUCGACUUCAAUGUGGAACAGUCUUGUGUGAAAACAGAGGAGGGACUCCAGCAGUUACAAAAGGCUGAACAGUAUCAGAAGAAGAACCGCAAGAUGUUGGUCAUUUUAAUUCUCUUCGUCAUAGUUGUCGUUCUAAUACUUAUUCUGUUCGGGACCAAGUUUAGUUGAAUCAUUCCAUGGCCUCUAGGAGGGAUUUACCAGUAUGGAUGAGAAAACGGAUGUAUUUGUGUGCGCGAGUGUGUAUGUUAGACCAUUAUUUAAGUGUGGAAUAUUCCUCAAACAGAAGGUGCUUCUAUUUGAAACGCUACACCACAAGAUGAAGCCUGUAAGGACUCCCCCUGCUGGCCCCCUGAGUGGAGCGUCUUUAAUCGAUGAUCAUGUGUUUAAUUCUACAGCGAGAGGCAGUGUUAGCCCUCAGGAUCCUUUCAGAGGACCUUUUUUUUCCUCCAAACACAAGCACAUCAUUUCAGAGAGGGGUUGCGAAACGGCAGCAUGUUUAUCUCAGCCACUUAUGUCAUCUCAUUUGAAGAGUAAACAGGAAGCUGAUGAGGGAAGAUAAGAAGAUCUCUCCUGCAAGAUCAUCAUAUUGGCUUGGGUAAAUCUCUUCAAAAGAAUAUCCAGGUCAUGUUUCAUAUGAAAUGUUGUUUCAUAUUCAAACAUGCAUAUAAUCAGAUUAACAAGUAUAAACAUAUUUAUUUUAACUGGAAAAGACCAAUUGAAAAUUGUUGGAUUGUAUGGGUUUGUUAGGUAUGUGUUUGAGUAAAACAUUAAUAUUUACUUUAUUAUAGACGUUUUAUAUUGAUGUAUUGUCAUUUAGAGGAAAUUUAAAGUUCAUUUUCAGGAAAUUGGCUAAAAUGACAGAUGUUUUCAUUUGUUGUUGUAAACAAAUGGAAACAUCUGCCAUCGUUUAGCUAGUUUGUGGUUCACAUCGUCGUUUUUCCUUAUGAACCCUGGUACGUUUGCAUCUAGCAAAGCGCCAAAUGGGGAUGUUUGCAUAUCACGGUCGUUUUGCUUUUACUUAAUCAUUUGGUUUUGUUAUCAAAUCCAAAAUACAGCAACUUGCAUCUAUCUGCCGCAAAAAGUAUUAAAAACAUUGAGAACAUCACGCAGUUUCUGCAGAAGUGGAGACAAAGACAUUAUCACUGUUUGCACUGGAUCACUCUUGCUUGUCACCAAGGUAGGUGAUACACAGAUAAACACACAAGAAUGAACAUUAUGAAAACUAGGGAUUGUUGUACAGAUGGCGGUUCAGUUCCGUUAUUUGAUCAGAAGUGAACCGUUUCCCAGACCACCUCUUUCAGGGUGCUUCCACAAUAGCGCUUUUGGUUCGCAUCCUUUGACGUCAGAGUAUGGUACAUUUAGCUAUUGUGAACGCUUUCUUCUGAACUCAGAUGCUCACCCGUGAACCGUACCUGAAUCCUCCUGAAAGAGGUGGUCUGGGGUACGGUUUGUGCGAACUCUGGUACAGUUCACUUCUGAUGUGAAUGCAAAUGUACCAAAUAACGAAAGUGAACCGCCAACUGUACUACAAACUUUAGUUUUUAUAAUGUUCAUUCUUGUGUGUUUUUGUUUGUGUAUCACCUAACUUGGCGACCAGCAGGACUGACCCAGGGCAAACAGUGAUAAUGUCUGCUUGUCUCCUCCAAAAACGACUUCUGCAGACAUCACGUCAUGUUCUGCAUGUUUUUUACAGCAGCAGCAGAUAGAUGCAAGUCGCUCUCUUUGUAUUUUGGUUUUGGUAAAAACAAAACAACAGUGAUAUGCGGACGUCUCCAUUUUUGGUGCUUUGCUUUCAUGGCCAUCACUUAGCUGUAUAUAGUCACAACUCCAGCUUGAUGGCACAAGCAUACCAGAGUUCAGAAGGAAAAAAGACUGAAUGUAAACCAGCCCAGGGGGGACUAUCGAACUUUGGUUUGGACCAGGCAUUCAGAUCAAGUGUGAAAGCACCAUCAGGCGGACUCAGGUACAGUUCACGGGUGCACACCCAAGAUUAGAAGACAACGUUCACACUAGCUAAACGUGCCAUACUCUCACGACAAACAACCCCAGGUGUGGACCAAAAUUGCUAGUGUGAAAACACCCUAAAUUAACAAAAAGCAAGGAAUAUCAUCUGUACUCUAAAUAAAAAAUGCAGGGUUCCACAGUUCCUUCAUGUUGUCCCAACACAAAUCAAUUAGCUUAUUCGUUUCUACAAAUUUAAAUGGAUUGAAAAAAAAACUAUAAGCAUAUUCGAGAAAAACUCGAAUUGUUGAUUCAGCUGAUUUUAAAUAUAUUUAAACAAGCAGCAGAAAUAAUCUGAGUGUAGUUUACAGAAUAAAAGAAAGCUGAUGUUUUACUCAAGCACAUAACAGUACAUUUUCAUAUUUCCUAUAUACAAUUUAAAUGAUGUUUAAUCAUUUCCCAUCUCGAUUGGCAUUAUAAAAUUUAGCAAUAAUAAAAAGGUUGCAGUUUUACAGUAUUUUGUACUGUAUAACCAUGAUACAAAUUUGAUUGGACUCAUAUUAGGACAAGUUAACGAGACAUUAGUAGGCAUUAAGUUCAAUUGGCAUUUAAAUAAAUGCACAACGGAGACUCUAGUAUAAAUGUGUCUUUGAAGGUUGUUCAAUUAACAUGUUUUCAACAGAUUCUCCAACAUACUUGGCUUCAGUUAGUGUCAUUUUUGCAUUUUUCUAUUGCAUUUUGCAUUGGAAAGCUGUCUUUCAAUCAGACUGUGGUUAUUUAUAAGGAUGUGUGUGUGAUUUGAGCCCAAGACGAUGUCACAGAAUGAUUUUCCACAUGUGUGUAUGUCUGUGUGUGCAUGAAAGAAAGUGAAGCACUGACACUCCAAAAAGCCAUUGAGGAAGUUAAAGACUGAGGAUCACCUAUUCAAACCAUAGUCUUUUUCCUAACAGUUGUUUUCUAUGUGGUGAAAUGUAUAGCGUUGGGAUUCUGACAGCAGGUAUUGAAUGAACUGAAUGUUACAGUGUGUCUGCAUUUAAUGGCAGUGUUGUCAUGAUAUCAGUAUCAUUUCAGUCAGGAGUUUUGCUUUAUUCCUUGCCUUAAAGAGUGGACAUCUGUGCGCUAAUCCUGGAUGUUGUUUUUUUUUUUUUUUUAAAGCUUUGCUCGUCCAUGUUUCAUUGAUUAUUGUUGUCACUACCGUAUCAGUCUGAGCUUUAAACUGAACUUUGAUCGUCGUUCUCGGACUGAAGCUCAGUCACCUCUCUGCUGACUGACUGUACGACUACUGUUCCCUGUACAAGAUGAAAUUAUUUAUUUUAGUUGCACAUAUGUGUACAGUUUAUGGAGUUCUGUUGUCGUCUGUUAGUAGCCGUGUCUAAAGCCUACAGGUUGUCUUUUCUGUUUUUUGUGUAUUGCAUUUUUUCAGUCCUCUCAAAAAUCAAUUCUUGUUGGUUUUUGUGAAGGGUGUUUGCACCACUACUGUAUGACGGGGGUAAAAUGAUGCAGACGUUGACCAUGUUAUUUUAUAAAUCCAGAGAGAGUUUAUUCUUGUGUUAUUUUAGAAGAUGGUGUAACUGCACAUUCAAGGCUUAAACCCAUUUCAUGUGGUUUUCUUCAUGGUUUUGGCGUGAAAUCCAGUGUGAAAUUUCUAAUAUUUUUCUGCCAUUACGGUACUACUGUAUGCUAUUUGACCCUUCUGUUAAAGCUGACCAGGUUUUUAAUGAAAUUAAAACAAAUAUAUAUAUAUAAAGG